AUGACGCCCGCGCGCGCGCUCGAUCGCACGACGUGGCCGCCGAUGGUAUCGCCCGCGUCGGCGAAACCGACGACGUACGAGCCCGCGUACGCGUUCGCUCGAGACGGAUUCGCGAGCGGGACGAAGGAGCUCUCGGAAAAGUCGAGAGCGGCGGUGACGACGCCGGCGACGACGACGCGGGCGCGCGGCGUCGCGCGGGAACUGGACCCGGAUGGUUGUUGGCGUGGAAGCCAGCGUGAAUGGGAGGUGUCGGUGGAUGCACGCGGACGCGUGGACGCGGCGAAGGGGCGAGCUGAAGGAAUUGAGAGCGGGACGCGCGCGCGUCUAGACGCGCCGACGCGCGACGCGGAUCUCGGGCGAGAUGCGAGCGCAGUGGCGCUGGGAUACUUGCCGUCGACGCAGCUGUCGCGGGAUGUAGGGGCUUUCUGCCCGAGCGGAGGAGACAUCGCGAGGGAGUGGCCGUCGCAGAGCGAGCGAGAGCAGCGCGCGAUGUUCGAUCGGCGAGCGAUGGACGAGCGAAUAAAUCAUUUGAGCGGAUCCACGCCGACGCUCGAAGCGAGCGCACCGUCGGCGCUUCGCGCGCCAUCGCAUGACAUUCUGCGUGCGUUCUAUCCGUCGCAGGAGAUGGCGGUGCCGAAGGAGAGAGAGGAGACUAUUCCAUCGAUGGCAUCGACGCGCAUGCUCGAAUCACGCGUGGCCCAACUCGAGUGCGAUCAAGGCGUCUUGCACGAUGAAGUAAACGGAGUGAAGCGCAUUCUUUCGGACAUCAUGAGCACACAGGCGCAUUUAUUGUCUACCAUGACGCAAACGCGCGCGCGAGACGCGACGGACGCGCGUUUUGAGCUCGUGCGACGGCGAGUCGUAAGCGAGCGCGCCGAUUCCGGGCUGAGACGCAGACGCCACAGAGACAACGCCGGAAACUCGCCGAAACCUCGACGCGCGUGUCGCGACGACGAGCGAACCGCCGCCGUAUCCGAUGACGAUGGAUUCACCAAUCUCGGCGCGUCGCAAGACGACGUCGAGGUCAGCGAAUCACAACUCAAAAAAAUCGUCCUCUCACGCAUGCUCUCGCACCAGCGCGGCGUGAAGCGAACGAGCGUCAGCGAUAGCGAGUGA
Molecule: messenger RNA, 1116 nt
Organism: Ostreococcus tauri
Lineage: Eukaryota; Viridiplantae; Chlorophyta; Mamiellophyceae; Mamiellales; Bathycoccaceae
Product: unnamed product
Exons: 1
Coding region: 1-1116 (371 amino acids)
Source: RefSeq, a predicted model, not a curated record